ACCUUCGUGGAGACCCGCCAGGGAACGGGCCGAUGCAACCCGUAUCUCCUUAUGGCAGCGGUGGUGGCGGCCGGAAUCGAUGGCAUGGAAAAGAAGCUGCCUUUGUCAGAGGCUGGAACUGAGAACAAAAAGAUGCCCACGACAAUCGCAGAAGCUACGGAAGCCUUUGAGGCAGACGAGGUACUUCUGGCAGCAUUUGACGGAGGGAAAGAUUACAUCCCUCUUCUGAAAACGUCACUGACACUGUAAUGUUAGUUGGUGUCAGUCGUGUUUCCAGUCAACGUUGCAGAUUUUAAUUUGGCCCAUCUCAAGUGAAGUAAAAUGGAGCGUUUCUCCGGAAAUGAAAUCAACAGAGGUCUUGUAACAAAAAUUGAAUUAAUUUACGGAUUUGAGCCGUUAAAUGUAACUAGGAUUUAUAACUUUUAUAUGCAUCAUUCACAUUCAUGUACCACAAAAUUUAUAACAACUGCAUGGUGAAAAAUUUAAGUUAUACAUUUGGAGCUUCAAAAUGAUCAGAAACAGCAAUCGUCUGUGCCUGCCCUUUAUUAUUAUUGUUAUUUCAUUCAGAAAUCAACCAACUAAGCAACAAUUGUACACAAAGAAAACAAGAUAGGCCUACGGUUGAUUCAUUCUGGGAUAACCCAAGAAAGUCAAUUACACAGGCUUAUUUGCAUUGGGGUCCCUUAAGUACAUGUACGGACAAAUUACACAUAAACAUAACAAACGAAACAUAAAAAAAUAGUAAAUUAUCAGUCCAUUUACCCAUUACAAUCAUAUUCAAGACUCCAUAUUAUUUAAAAAUCGAAACAAUCAAAAACAUGAAAAAAAUAUACUGAAGUCACUUACCCCUUCCCAUCUAAAAUCCGUCUUAAUAAUUAAAAACACUACAUUUCUCUACUGAUUGGCUUUUUGUGAUAGAUGUGACUUUACUUGUUUUUUAAAUACGCAGGACUGGAGAUGCUUUUGAUGUUAGACGGCAGUGCAUUCCAGUCUUUAAUAGCUGUAACAAAAAUGUAUUUCUACUGGAAUGAGUUGGAACAAUGAAGUUAAAAAGACUUUUCCUUGUAUUAUAAGAAUAUCUGUCAAACACACGGGUAAAGUUGUCAGACAUAUAUUUAGGGGCUAAGUCAUGAACCACUUUAAAUAAAUGACUGAGUUUCAAUUGAGUCACCCUAUCCUGAACGUUAAGUAACCCCAGUUUAUCAAGUUCUCUCUGACCAAUAUGGGCCAUUGAAUUUUUGUCCAGUAUGAACCUAACCAUUUUAUUUUACACAAUUUGAAGUUUGCUUUUCAUUCUUAUGGGUAAUGCAGAAUACCAUGAUGAACAUGAGUAAUCAAAGUAACAUUGAAUCAAUGCAGAACACAAAAUUUUAACCUAAUUUUUCACUGAGAAAAUUAGCCGGUCUGUAAAAAAACGUAAGUCUAUCCCCAGCUUUCUUAAUAAUUGAAGUAGCAAUGCGUUCACCAGAUAAAACAGGGUCUAAAAUAACUCUUAAAUAUUUAAUAGAUAAGGAUGAUUUAACCCUUUCUCCAUUGUUAAACCCAAAACAGCAUCAAGGAUUGGGACUUAGGUUCGGCGUUAGUUUACGGUGGCAAUAUUUGUAACGUUUGUGAGAGUCUUUGCAUGUGAGUUGCUCUGUAUAACUAGUUCAGAUAGUGUAGCGUAGCAAUCAUAAAAAGGUAAAUUUUGUAAUCCAGUUUGCAUGAAUUAACAUUUACCCGGCCAAGUUUUUGCUCUUCGUGUUAUGCCAUUAAAUUGACUCGUUCAUCAAAAACGGUGAUGGUCAGCGGUUAUAAAUGACAUGACUAUCGCCAACAUUUUAAAAACCAUCUAUGCAAAAUGAUAUAUCAAUUAUAAAAGAAUGACAAAUAUGCUCAUACGUUGCUUGAGAGGAUUUCCUAAUAGCCUAGUUUAUUGCUCCGUGUACGUGUAAUAGCUUUAAGUAUCUCGGAUAACCUGAUGGUAUUUACUAAGGCAUAAACUGGCGUUGCUGUGUUAAUAACUACGAAUUUUAUCAGACUGUAUAGCACAAAAAGCACAAAUUCUUGUUUGUGAAAACCAGGAUUAAAUUUGAAAGACGAAACAGAUCAAAAUGACAAAAGAAAGAUUAUCCACAAUAACUGCGAGCGUACAAGAAGUCCGUUUUUGUGCAUUUUCUCUAUUCGGAAAGAACUUGAUGACAAGUUUAUACUUAUGAUGAUGACAGGAUUAUACUUAUACAGACAAGUAACUAUCAUAGAGAUUAAAAGCAGCGCCUAGAAAACUGAUCAUUAAUAACAACGGAAAUGACACCGGAAGGAUAAAAGGAGGACUGUAAUUAUUGUGAUUGUAAAUUUUACAUUCCAAUUCAGUUCAGCAACUUUAAAGGCCACGGACCUGGAAAUGAGCCAUACACAGUGAGUGAUCCCCUACCCGUUCCUACAAUUGCUAUCUUAACCCUCCCCCCAACUGCUAUAUGGACUGUCAGCCAACCUAUCAUGACUACAGGGCAACCUGAAGUUAGCGUCAAAGAUGUAUCGCUGUACCUUACAAGGAAACGUGCAAACGUAUCUGGUUCAAUGAAAAUACGUAGCUCUAGACAACGAGGGGCAUGGUUGUGCAAACGAGCAUUUUGCUUAAGGUUUAGAACUGAGGAUGUCGAUGUUUUCAUGGGUAAGGUCAAAUGAAAACAAUACACCUAACGUCACACCAGCUUGCAACGCUCUUUUUAUGCGUACUUAUGAUACCGCUGCGUUGAUAGGACCGACACUGCACGUACGUAACAACGGAUGUCCUCCAGUGACCCUCUAUUCCUUGCUGGACAGACUGAUAGUAGUUUUAGAUAGAGGUAAAUCAAAAAGGUAAACGAACAUCAUUUGCAAACGAAAAGAUGACUUAAAAUGCCAAUUGCCCAUUACUUUAAAAUUGGUCGAUCCAGGUUAACGAGAAUUUCACGACUUUGACUGCCAGGAAUUAGGGCGUCAGUCACGACAGCCAUUCAGCGGACCGCCCGUGUAGUUUCAUGAACUGAGACGUAACCAUCAACCCAGAUCUUCUUUCUGCUUUCUUCCAUCAUUAAUUUCAGUUAGUUUGUCGAGGGCGGACCCACAACCCAGUUUUGGCGAACUGAAAAAAGGCCAAAAAACUGGGAAUUUGUUAAGGUCAAAGUGUGAAAGCUCACUCUCAAAAAGAGUGAGAUUCCUUUGUAAGAUCCACUCGAAAAGAGUGCAACCCACUCCAAAAGAGUGAAAAUAACUCUAAAAGAGAGGCAAAAAAGAGGCAAUAAAAGACCACUCUUUUUCGAGUUUUUCACGUGGUCGCUUAUUUGGCUUCUUAGCAGAGUGGAACUUUCACUCUUUUGGAGCAGUUUUUCUUUUUGGAGUAGUUGUAUAAAGGACACACUCUUUCUGAGAGUGGGUGUAACCCAUCUGACAUUUGUGAAGGGUGGGGGCUCAACGUUAUUGUAGGGCUUUUUAUACGCUUUGAGCUGACAGGAAUAUGAAAUAUUCCCUCUUAAUUAAUUAAAUGCCCCAUUUUGGGGUUGGGGCCCAAGGCACGACCCCUGUUACCCCCCCCCCAUCUGUCCAUGGCGUGCGCCAAUCAAGUAUACGGAUAAUUUGGAGGUUCAUAUACCGAAUCUAGUUAUUACGGAAAUAAAAAGCUGCAAGUUGAUCAUGACGAAUAACGAAAACGAGGACUAUAUUUUGUGUGUGUGGUUUUUUUUUCUUCAGAUUUCUGUUUCAGUUCUCACUUCCCGGAUCGUUGCACGUUUUUGCAGUUAACUCUUUCUUUAAUACAAAACAGUUACUGCAUGGUGAAUAAAUUCUAUACUUCCUUGUUCACACCAUUUAGGUAAAUCAAUACCCAUGAAACAAGGAACUGAACUUUGUAGUUGAUAUCAUUUGCUUCCUUGCGGUAAGAACGUAAAAGCAGCGCGCCAUAAAAUCGCCGCUCGUUGAGACGUGAAAGCUACUUACUACACGUACCAGUGGCAGCUUGAUAAUUAUACGUCAUUUCGCUUCAUCAAGCCUUCUCCAUCGAGUCCGUUCUUAAAAGAAGAUGGCUGAUUUCCAAGGUGCGCAUUCUGUAGUCGAGCGCCUUAAGAGUGUCGACGCCAACUUGUUUCUUUUCGAAGUGUGCGACUUCUUCGGAAGGGCACAUACNUGUCUGUGUUCCCCGCAGCAAGCUGGAGGAAGCUGUCGAGGAUGGCUUAGAGCUUCCCGUCCGCGCAGUUUUCAAGGAGUCUUCUAAUGACAAGAAUGACAACCUCGACAAGAUUUGCUCCAUUCGGGCCGACCCUACCGCUGAUAUCCUCCGACAUCCUUUCCACCGUAGCAUGGCAUACGUCCCAGCUGAGCCCUUCGUCGAUGGAAGCCCUCUGACGAGCUACCCACGAUUCGUUGCCAGGAAGCAGCUAAGUCGUCUUGCUGAGCUUGGCUUCUCUCUCAAGUCUUCUUUCCAUUUGGAGUUCUUCUUGAAAUCAAAGAAAGCCGGCACUGAAUACAUCAAACGAGAAACGCUGAUCGGCCAUUUCUUCGACGUACUGGAGCGCACUGGCAAGGAUUUUGAAGUAGAGACCUUUCACGUUGGCACAAUGGCCAACCGCAUGGAUGGAACCUUCAAAGAGGUACUAGGGAUCAAGUCAGCCGAUUACGCCCAGCACUUCAAGACCUUCAUGAGGGAGGCUGCAGAUUCAUUUCUGCAUGAAGCAUCAGUUUUGGAGAAGGCAAACCUCUCACUGUAUUUCCGCCACUCUCUCUGGGAUAUCAAGGGCAAGAAAUGCCUAAUGGGUGAUCCAGACAGCCCCCUGGGACUGUCUGUGGCUGCACAGCAUUGGAUGGCUGGAAUCCUGGAGCACAUGCCGGCCAUCGUCCGAUUCACCCAUCCAACUCAAUCUUCCUGGGAUCAAGUGGAGCACGAGCAACUCAAUUGUCGAUGGGGGACAGAUAGCGCUGGGUCCUCGGUGCGUCUCCACAGAGGCGAGGAGGGUAAGACCUUCGUGGAGACCCGCCAGGGAACGGGCCGAUGCAACCCGUAUCUCCUUAUGGCAGCGGUGGUGGCGGCUGGGAUCGAUGGCAUGGAAAAGAAGCUGCCUUUGUCAGAGGCUGGAACUGAGAACAAAAAGAGGCCCACGACAAUCGCAGAGGCUACGGAAGCCUUUGAGGCAGACGAGGUACUUCUGGCAGCAUUUGACGGAGGGAAAGAAUUUCUCCCUCUUCUUAAAACGUCACUAACAUUUCUGUAACGUUAGAUUUGGAUUUGACCCAUUAACAGUGAAGUAAAAAGAGCCUUUCACUGGAAAUGAAAUCACCACAAUUCUUGUAACGAAAGUUGAUUAUUAAUCAAUAUUUACGCAUUUGAAUCGUUGAAUUUAACUGGAAAUUGUACUACAUGUAUUUAUACAGCUACACAGUCAAAAUUAAUGUCAUCUGUUUUGAAGUUCAAAAUGAUCCAAAACUAUUAAUUAUCAAGCCUUUUAACCCCAAACAACAUUCGGGAUCCGGACUUUGGUGAUAUUUGUAAUGUUUGUGAAAUUUGCAUGUGAGUUGCACCUUAUAACUGGCUCAGAUAGUAUCGCGUAUAACACUCAUAAAAAGGUACCGUAAAAGUUUUUGUUAUCCAGAUUGCACGAAUCAAUAUUAAUGGACCCAUUUUUGCUCUUUGCGUUGUGCUAAGUGUUAAAUUGGCACGUUCAUCAUGAACAGUGAUGGUCAGCUAGCGACUUACAAAUGUCAUGAAUGUCACCCACAAGUAUUGUAAACCCACCCAUAUGCAUGUUAUGUAAAACAAUAUAGCCUAUGUUAAAAGGUGUAUAUUAAUUUAAAUGCCAAAAAUGCUGAUAUAAAAAUAUGAUGAUUUCCCAAUAGCAUAUUUUGCCUGGUACGCGUAGUAUAAUCUGAUUUGUACUUUUUAUCUGUUUGAAAAGAACGUGGUGACGAUUUUCUCGUUGUUGUUUUUAGUUUGGUUUUGGUUUGUUAAAAUUAAUGUCCAUGUUCUAACUUCUAUUGCCAAGGGAAUAUAACAAGACUGAUUAGAUACAGCUAAAAGUGAUUUUGAAAUUUAGAGCAGAUUUAUGAUUACAAGAAGAUUAUAAACAGUUAUUGUUAGAGAUUAUAAAGACCUUACAAGUUGAUCAUAAACGACGCCGAAAAUGGCAUCGGAGUGAUAAAAGGCGGACUGUUAUGUUUUUAUUGCAAAUUUUGUGUUUCAGUUGAUUUCUCUUGCCACUUUAAAGGCCAUCGGACCUGAAAUGAGCCACCACUUACAGUGAUUGAUCCCCUACCCGUUUAUACAUUAUUGGCUAUCUUAAUCGAACAGUGUGCCAUAUUUCCUUUCUCGUGAAUCCCCGGUCACCCACUAUAUAAUUACAGUGUUCUGGACAAACACAAAUUUCAUGAUGAAUAAGUUUGAAACUUCCACUUCUGCGUUAAGUAAGUCGAUAGCCCUAAAACACGGAGCUAAACUUGUAUACUUGUAAAGUUAUUUCCAUCUGUGGUGGUGCAAACUUACAAGCGGCGCCUCAUAAAUUGGCGGUCAUUGCGAAGCAAGCGCUUCGAUGGGGUAGCUCGGGGUCGUCGUCUGUCAGAGGAAAAUCAAAUUGAAAAGUGGACAUCAUGAGCAACUUAUUAAGAGAUAACUUAAAAUGAUGACUCGCCCAAUACCCCCGAAACUGCUAUAUGGACUAAUCUAGGUCAGCCAUCCUAUCACGACCAGGGCAACCUGAAUUUAGAGUCAAAGAUGGGAUCACUGUGCCUGUACAAGGAAACAUGCGAACAAAAUACUGCGGGUGAUAAGUCAGCAUGGUUCAAUAAAAAUCCGUAACUCUGGACAGUGAAGGGCAUGGUUGUGCAUAAGUACAUUUUGCUCAGGGUUUAGGAAAGAGGAUGUCGAUGGUGUAAAGGAUAAGGUCAUAUGAAAAUAAAGCACCUAACGUCACACCCGCUUGUAACACUCUUAUGUGUGUGUGGUACAGCUUUCAGGGCUCCAGUUUCAAUUUAAUUAUGUUUAUGAAACUACACGGGUGGCCCGCUGAAUGACUGUCGUGAAUACAACCCGACUUUUCAGGCUACCUAAUUCGUGAUAUUUUCUUUGACCUGGAUCAACCAAUGGGGAAUUUGACAUUUCAACUCAUCUUUUCAUAUACGCACGAUACUCCUUUUACUUUUUUCAGACUGAUCCAC
Molecule: messenger RNA, 7161 nt
Organism: Acanthaster planci (crown-of-thorns starfish)
Lineage: Eukaryota; Metazoa; Echinodermata; Asteroidea; Valvatida; Acanthasteridae
Product: lengsin-like
Source: RefSeq, a predicted model, not a curated record